This is a messenger RNA of Photinus pyralis (common eastern firefly), 1084 nucleotides long. RefSeq names its product mitogen-activated protein kinase kinase kinase 7-like. Gene Ontology annotation, biological process: positive regulation of canonical NF-kappaB signal transduction; JNK cascade. The transcript has 3 exons. The coding region runs from base 397 to 912 and encodes 171 amino acids. Gene Ontology annotation, molecular function: magnesium ion binding; MAP kinase kinase kinase activity. The record is from RefSeq and is a predicted model, not a curated record. Lineage: Eukaryota; Metazoa; Arthropoda; Insecta; Coleoptera; Lampyridae.
GCUCUCCGCGAAAAGUUCGUCCGUCCGCGAAAUUUGCCUCCCCAAAAACGCGGGGUACGGAUCUGCGCGCCGAUUCUUGUAAGAGGUAAUUGGUGGAAAAUGCGCGAAGGUUUUUUGAACUUUUCGCCGGUGAAAAGAUUUCGAUUUUCGUAUUUUAGUCGCGCUUUUUUUUUAAUUCGUCUCGCAGCUGCAGGACGUAAAUCUUUUACGCAUGUCCGGAGAGGUCUCCACGAGAGCGUGUGUUUUCCUCUAAGAUUUUCAGUUAUCGCAUCCGUCUUCUUCGGGCUCGGUUUUGUUUUGGAAACCCCCUGGUGCGUCUCGGCCGAUUUUUGGAACACCCCGCACGUUCGCGCCCCGACGUUUUUGGCGAUAAUGACAUAAUUCGAAAAAAUUACAAUGUGCGAUUGUCCAACUGCUGGUGUUAUUACAACCCACGAAACUCGCAAGAGUUGGAUUAUUUUUAACGAAAAUACUACACAUAUCGGUAGUAGAAGCACGGUACAAACAGAAGUACAAAAUUCAAUUCCCCCCGAAGCGCCGGACUCGCCCGAUCCGAACCUCGACAACAUGUACCUACUCCUGGAUCCGCAUCUUCGCCCCGCCACGCCCGACUUGGACGAUCCCAGUUCCGUCUCGCUAUUCGAGGAACACAAACAAUUAGCUCAGGAAUAUCUUAAGGUACAAACGGAACUAGCGUAUUUAUCACAGCGAAAGACGAAACUACAGGAAACACAAAGUUUAGAGCAACAGAGACAGAGAAAGACAAUAGAACAGUUACAAAGUGAGAAGCAGGCCCUAAUAUUGCUUAAGAAAAGCUUAGAGAAACAGAAAGAGUUACUUACCGCCAAUAUCGGUCGGCCGCCGUCUGACGGUUGGGUUUUAGUGCCACGAAGUGACGAAAGUGAACUUUAGGCGUUUGGUUCGUUUUUACUUAUUUUAACUCUGUGUUAUUAUUUUUAUUUUUUUUUAAUCUAGUUUUUUAAACAUAUCACUGUACAUAUAUGUUUUUAAUAUGACAAAUUUUAAAUGUCUUGGGUUUGUUUCAAUGCAAACAUGCAAGAAAUAAAGUUUUUAUAAUGUUUGA